AAGGUGGCGUCUAGCCCAGUAUUAGGGGUGUUCAGUAAGCCCUAGAAUCUGCUGUCAUGAUUUACUCCAGUGUGAUUCAUGCAUCAUUUGCUGAUAUUGUGAUAGCCAAGAUUAUAUUCACAACAGCAGCAGCGAUGUGAUAAAUUCUGACAGAAACCUGUCAGCAUACUUGACUUCACUCCUUGCUGAAACUAAUUCACAAAGUUACUCAGCAAUACUACCAGGUGGAAUCACUGCUAUGAAAGUUAAUGACAAGGUUUUACUAAUUCUUUCUCUCUUUGUCAUUCUUGGACUUGCUGUCUUCGUGCUUUUCUUAUCCUGGUUCACAAAGGCAUCUAAGCUUUUCAACCCUCCAAAAUGCCCUGUCUCCGUGAAUUAUCAUUUUACCCGGCAGUGCAACAAGAGUUGUGGCUUCUGUUUCCAUACUGCAUCUACUUCCCAUGUGGAAAGUAUUGAGAAUGCCAAGCGGGGACUUGCCCUCCUCCAAGCCGCAGGUAUGAAAAAGAUUAACUUCGCCGGCGGGGAGCCGUUCCUGGACAAACAACGUCUUGGGAAAAUGAUAGACUACUGCAAAGAAGACUUACACCUCGAAUCAGUCUCCAUCGUCACAAACGGUAGCUUAGUCACCAGGAACUUUCUCGCUAGACAUGGACAUAAUAUCGAUAUUCUCGCCGUUUCCUGUGAUUCUUUCAAUGAACAUACCAACACCAAGAUUGGCCGGGGAUCCGGCGAUCAAGUUUCAAAGCUUUACAAGAUACGAGACCUGUGCCGCGAGUACGGUAUCAAGUUCAAGAUCAAUACCGUGGUCUGUCGGCUUAACUUCCAAGAGAAUAUGAAUUCCUUCAUCGAAGACCUACAGCCAUUUCGCUGGAAGUGUUUCCAGGUACUGCUCGUCGACGGAGAAAACGAAUCCGAUAAACGACUUCGAGAUGCACGCAAGUUUCUCAUCACUGAUGAGGAAUUUGAGUCUUUUUGCAAUACACACAGCCACCAAAAAGCAUUUGUACCAGAGUCGAAUGCUCUCAUGGCCAAGUCAUAUCUCAUUCUGGAUGAGUAUAUGCGGUUUCUAGACCGAGAUGGUCGCGACCCGUCGCCUUCUAUCUUGGAAGUUGGAGUUGAUGAGGCACUUGAGUGCGUAUAUUGGGAUGAGGACAGUUUUAAGGCCAGGGGAGGAGAGUAUGAUUGGUCGACACAUCGGGGUAUUUGCUCGGAUGCUAAAAAGGGCUUGGAGUGGUAGAUAUUUUGUGAUAAUCUCUUGUUAGGGUUCUUAUCUGCUUGGAUGUUUCUUGGAGAUGCAUGAUGCGUUGAGGUAUGAUAUCCCGACAUUGGGCUUUUGUCGAAUACUUUCAGCCUUGUACUAAGAUAACUUCCGACCAUGGUCAGUUGAACCAAUUUUGAUACUGGGCUACGAUAAAUGGAC
Messenger RNA from Aspergillus sclerotioniger CBS 115572, 1420 nucleotides. Its product is annotated as radical SAM enzyme. The record is from RefSeq and is a predicted model, not a curated record. The transcript has a single exon. NCBI's taxonomy places the organism in Eukaryota, Fungi, Ascomycota, Eurotiomycetes, Eurotiales, Aspergillaceae. Bases 239 to 1237 code for a protein of 332 amino acids. Gene Ontology annotation, molecular function: catalytic activity; 4 iron, 4 sulfur cluster binding.